GUACGACCGGUUGCUGCGGAUCCGAGCGCUGAGGUGGGAGUAUGGCAGCGUCCUGCCAAACACCAUCCAGUUUCACAUGUCAGCUGAGGAAGUGGAGUGGUUCAAUCGGUACAAAAAGUCUCUGGCUACCUACAUGAGAUCAGUAGGAGGAGAGGAAGGGCUGGACCUUACACAGGACAUAAAACCUCCUAAAAGCCUCUACAUCGAAGUGCGGUGUUUAAGAGACUAUGGAGAAUUUGAGAUAGAUGAUGGUACCACCGUCCUGUUGAAGAAGAAUAGCCAGCACUUCUUACCCCGCUGGAAAUGCGAGCAGUUAAUUAGACAAGGAGUCCUCGAGCACAUUCUGUCGUAA
Molecule: messenger RNA, 352 nt
Organism: Antrostomus carolinensis (chuck-will's-widow)
Lineage: Eukaryota; Metazoa; Chordata; Aves; Caprimulgiformes; Caprimulgidae
Gene: GINS1
Product: GINS complex subunit 1
Exons: 4
Biological process (GO): DNA replication; DNA strand elongation involved in mitotic DNA replication
Cellular component (GO): GINS complex
Source: RefSeq, a predicted model, not a curated record